Messenger RNA from Galleria mellonella (greater wax moth), 4612 nucleotides. RefSeq lists its product as uncharacterized. The record is from RefSeq and is a predicted model, not a curated record. NCBI's taxonomy places the organism in Eukaryota, Metazoa, Arthropoda, Insecta, Lepidoptera, Pyralidae. The transcript has 4 exons. Bases 356 to 1207 code for a protein of 283 amino acids.
AUGACAGUUGAGGUCAUUGAUGUUUUUUGACGACAAUUUGAUUUUAUUGGAUUGGUCGUAAAAUUAGUAAAUAAAUUUGUAUUUCUCCUUAAUUUGCUCGUCUCACGUCGUUUUGUAUUUAUUUUUAUUUGUUUGUUACCUUACAUCUUUGUUGCAUUCUCCUAUAUUGUAGCUAAAAGUAUUUUUAAUUUAAAAGAAUUCCAUUCCAUUCAGGAAAUGGACGUGCGUGUGGCCGAGCUGAGUCAUAAUUUUAAUCAACGCCCUAAUGAGUCUCUUUAAUGAAGUGUUGUUUAAAUAAAAAGUUCAUUAUUAAUUAACUGCUAAAUAAUAAAACCUACUUUAAAAUCCUGAGACAAUGGCGUUGAGCGCCGUCGCCGAGGAAUACUUUCGCAAUCUGAAUCCUAUCGCUACUAAAAUACAUGAAGAUAUCGUUGAAGCGAAAACUUCCUAUGAAAAUAUAUGGGAAACGUUAACCGAGAAGGAAAAGGUGGAAAUAAUAAAUGAAUCCAUAAUAAAGCCGGAGAUUGCCCUCAAAUAUGCUCUACUGGACACAUUAGAGUUUGAUUUGAAUGAUCCACCAGUCAGGAAAGAUGACCUCAUGUCAUUUUUUGGUAAAGAGCACGGACAACGACUGAUACAGGAUGAAAAUACAUCAUAUAGGGACGAACACUCAGCCCCUUUCAUCUAUCAAACCAAAAGUCAACUCGAUCUUUGCGUUUUGAGCGAACAUCGCUCAUCAAAGGACAUUAAACCUACAUCACCAUUGCCUGUUAUGUCCGAACUGGCAAUGUCUCAUUCCAAAGUGGUGUCGGAACUGAAAAACGCGUUAAAAUCACACGAUGUACUAAAGAAUUACAAAGAACAAGACAGUGGGAUUACAUCGCCAGGUUUUAUAAGUAAAUUCAUAGGAAACUUCAAGAGCAGAGAUGAGGAGAAAGAAUGUUUGGUGCCUUCGGAAGUGCAGACCCAGAUAGUGGCUUCAUCAGACAAUUUCUUUAGAACAAACUUCAAAAGUCCAUCGAGCAAUGUGAAGUUUGAUAAGGACUACAGGAGCAGCGUUAUUAAGUCUAACAGUGAUCUAUCAGAAGAGAAUCGCGGUCUCUUGUCAUCAAGCCAGGCAUCCUCUGGAACUGAAUUCCAAUCAACGGAAACAUUGACCGACAGCGCACUACCAAAAACAGGUUAUGACUUUUUAGACAACUGGUAAAUAUUGAAACAUUUGCACCCGACGUUGGUGCAAUCGGCGUAUUAAAAUCUCAGCUACGGUCGGAAACUUGUCAUAUUAUUUUGUUAAGUUACGUGUCACAUAUAUUAAGUUACAUAUUUAAUUUUCAAUUGUGAAAACGCAAAAAUCUCGAAUUUAUAUAAAGCAGGUUGUUUCGCAUGGUUCCCUAUGGGGUUCUCCGCUAAAUAAUAAGUUAUAUAGGUGAUAUUGUAAUAAGGAAUCUCUUUUUAUUGUCAAAAUAGAUUUUAAUGUUAUAUAAUGGAAUUGAAACCACGCCUGGGCUAUAAGUAUACACUGGUGGGGCAACAGUGAGACAAGAUUAAACCACGAUGGUUUCCAAAGGGGGACCGCUUGGAGUCGAUCUGAUAGGGUAUUGAUUUACUACUAACAGUAUGUUGCUAGUUGGGAUUGUUAGUCCCCAUUGCUAACAAUUCCUUUUCUCUCUUCAAUGUUGUGGUAUAUCUAUUCCUAAAAAAUUGAUAGUACAGUUCUUAAUGAGUACAGAUUGUGAAAUAGUUCGUGGGUCAUUAUAAAAGAUAAUAACAAAUUGCAGAUAGGUGUACUAGCCACAGAUUAGCUAACAGAUGUUUUUAUAAAUCAAGGCAAGGCACUGUUGCAUCGUUACGGUGUAACAGAAAAGCUAAAUGUACCAUAUAUAUAACUUUAAUUUCCAAUAUCGUUGUCAAAAAUUAAGUUUUCAUAUUUUAGUUUACAUACAAUGGGGUCGACUCUGAGGCGCUAAUCUUUCGACGUAUUUCUAAAAUUUAAAUUACAAUUUGAUAUGUCAGCGAAGUCUUUAAAGCUCAAUAUACAUUAAAUGUUCAAUACAUUUAGUAAAAAAUAUUAUAAACUUAGUUUAUAAUGGAUUAUAAAGUGCUUUCAAGAAACUGUCAAAUUGAAAUUUUUUUUUGAUGGUUGAAAAUAGUAUGGUAAUCUCGCUUGCGCUAACGGCAUACACCGGCGGAGCACCAGUGAGGGGUGAUAGAUGAGAAUGAAAACAGGCCAGUUAGUCCAUCAUGAUGAAUUCAUCAGGAAUUAACCAUGAUAGUUUCCAGGGGGAAUCGCGAGGAGGUCGACCUGGUUGGUAAAUUGAAGUAUUAAUUUUAGAGAUGUAAUUAGAAAAUGGCGCUUCAAAAUCUACCACAUUUUGAUCAGUAUCUGCUUUACGGGGAAAGUAGGAUCGGGUAUUAGGAUCCAUGCAUUAAUAUCAUUUGCGCAGUGCUGCUAGACGGGAGUACAUCAACCAGCAGUCGGUAAACAUGGCGCCCCCGGGGGUGACAAAAGGCUAAAGCCGGCCCUGGUUUUAGUUUUCCUAUCACCUGUAUCGUGGCGACACUACCAUGUCAUGCUACGCUAUUACAAAAACGCUUAAUUACGCCGUGAAAGUGGCAGAAUAGUUUGUAUGAAAAUUGCGUGUGAUUUUCAAUGUUCAAUGAACUCACGGUAGGUUGAAACUGCGCUAGUAGACGAUUCCUAUGUAAUGAUAUAAGCGAGUCGGCACUCGGCGCGCGUUCACGAGAAACUAAUUCUAUUGAAUGUAAACUGUGUAUUAAUUUUAUUGGUUAAAAUCUUAUAUUAAAAUAGAAACUAUUGUAGUAUUUUAAUGUAAUAACUACCGAUUUAAUUUACGUGUAAUUAGAUCGAAAAGACUCGACUAGUUUCGGAACCAAUCCGCGAUCCUUAGUCAUGAUAAUUUUUAUAGGGUACAGAGGAAUAACACCUAAGUCCUCAGGAAUGGCAACGCAUGGGGGGUAUCAUGAACGAAACAGUAUGUGUGUGUACUGUUAUGUCCGUGGUACUGCUCAUGUCUAUAGGCGACGGUUACCACUUUCCAUUAUGUGGGCCGUCAGCUUGAUUGCCAUUCUAAGUCGUAUAAAAAAAAAUGAGCGAUUUACCGUGUCAGACUCGUGCUCGCGUCACAGUCGCGCAUGACUAAGGAUCACGGAUUGAUUUCGAAACCAGUCGAGCUUUGUCAAUCAACACCUUUUCUUUUGACAAUGCAACACCUUUUCUACAAUGUUUCUAGCAAAUAAAUUUCAUUUCAUUUAAAAAAAAAUCUAAUUAUACUUAAAUUAAACAGGUAAUUAUUGUAUUAUUGUUGUUUUGCCUUGUGUUAAUUUUUUAACGAUAUCUAUACACAUUCACAGCGGGAAUUUUGUGAACUUACUGUGUUUGUCGUUCCCGACAAUUGUCUGGACUUCAUUCGCAAAAUCUUCAGAGAGGCGUAUAGCGUUGUAUCAGUGUCUCGCCUCGCAUUCUUGUAUAAGAGAGUCAUAAGUUCAUAAAAUUCCCGUUAUGCAUGUGUAUAUAUUAUUGCAGUAUUUGUCUUGUAUUCACUCUUGCGCCAACCCGCCCACUUCUAUCUGUUCUCCUUUAACCAAAAGUUGUCUGUAAGAGAUUGCCCUAGCGAUAAGACCGCCUUUUGUACCUUUAUGUGUAUAUUUCAAUCUGUAUUCAUGUUACUGUAUUUCACUUGAAUUAAUCACUUGUCAUUGUAUAUUUUUAUUUAUGGUGCAAUAAAGAAUUAAAUAAAUAAAUAAAUAUAAUCCGCACCAAUUUAAGGCAAAUGUGAAUAGGUUAUUCCGUUGCCCGCGAGCGCCAUCUUAGGCCAGAUCAUUGCUUUUUAACAGGUGAGAGACGUAAUCAAUCGCUGGAGUCUUCAAUAAUAAUAAAAAAAAAAUGUAUACUAAUUGUGUGAUUGUUUAUGGUUGGUUGCUUUUGUUCUGUGUAUUUAUUAAAUGGUGUAACAUCCAAUUAUCGAUCGAUUAAGUUAAUGAAACUUUAGUAUUAGUUUUUUUUGCCAAAAAUCAAAUAUAUUUGUCGGUUCCUUUUGUGAUAAUAGUAAAUCUCAUGUUGGAAGACUGCUUUUGUAUUUUCUUAUACUUAUAAAAAUCAAUUUGUAAGCUAAUUAGAAAUGAUUUGCUACCAUAAUUAUCGUAGAGUUCGAAGUAAUAAAGACUUUGUAUCUCAUAAUUGGUUUUGAUUGAAAACCCAAGUGUUUCUCAAUAAAUACACUGUAAGUACAUUAUUUUAUUGAUAAAGAAUCGUAGUUCAAGUUUUAAGAACAUUUUUGGAAAUAUGAAGAUAACAUUUUUAAUUAAAAAAAAUGACGUUUAGCAUUACGAAAAUGCUUAUAAUUCCGAAUAAUGAUUUUAUAAUUAUAUUAAAUCCAAAGUUUACGAAUUGUCAACGCUCCUUUAAUGGCAUUAUAGUAAACGACUUAGAUAGUAGAAGUAACGGAUUUGUACUCUAUCUGAGGUAUCUUUUAUAUGUACUUGCGAUUUUUUUUUUGUUUUUAUACAACGAACAGAAAUUUGCAUGCAUUUAUGUAUUUCAAUGUAAAUUGUAAGAUGUAUUAGUUAACCAAAUAUAGUUUUAUUGUAUAUA